Messenger RNA from Otolemur garnettii (small-eared galago), 1595 nucleotides. RefSeq names its product potassium channel subfamily K member 2-like. NCBI's taxonomy places the organism in Eukaryota, Metazoa, Chordata, Mammalia, Primates, Galagidae. The transcript is spliced from 5 exons. Bases 1 to 930 code for a protein of 309 amino acids. Gene Ontology annotation, biological process: potassium ion transmembrane transport; stabilization of membrane potential. Gene Ontology annotation, cellular component: membrane. The record is from RefSeq and is a predicted model, not a curated record. Gene Ontology annotation, molecular function: potassium ion leak channel activity; outward rectifier potassium channel activity.
AUGCUAAGAAGGUCGGAGAGACAGCUUCUCGGGGCACGUUUUCCUGAACCUGACCAUGUCCGUGAAUGCCGCACUGAACAGGUGUUGGAGAGCAUUUGGAGUCUAAGCUCUGACACUUUAUUAGGAUUUGGAAACAUCUCACCACGCACAGAAGGCGGGAAAAUAUUCUGCAUCAUCUAUGCCUUACUGGGAAUUCCCCUCUUUGGUUUUCUAUUGGCUGGAGUGGGAGAUCAACUAGGGACCAUAUUUGGAAAAGGAAUUGCCAAAGUGGAAGACACAUUUAUUAAGUGGAAUGUCAGUCAGACCAAGAUUCGCAUCAUCUCCACCAUUAUAUUUAUCCUCUUUGGCUGCGUCCUCUUUGUGGCUUUGCCUGCUAUCAUAUUCAAGCACAUAGAAGGCUGGAGUGCCCUGGAUGCCAUUUAUUUUGUGGUUAUCACUUUAACCACCAUUGGAUUUGGUGACUACGUUGCAGGUGGCUCAGACAUUGAGUACCUGGACUUCUAUAAGCCUGUCGUGUGGUUUUGGAUCCUCGUUGGGCUUGCUUACUUUGCUGCUGUCCUGAGCAUGAUUGGAGAUUGGCUCCGAGUAAUAUCUAAAAAGACAAAGGAAGAGGUGGGAGAGUUCAGAGCACAUGCUGCUGAGUGGACAGCCAAUGUCACAGCAGAAUUCAAAGAAACCAGGAGGCGGCUGAGUGUGGAGAUUUACGACAAGUUCCAGCGCGCCACCUCCAUUAAGAGGAAGCUCUCGGCAGAACUGGCUGGGAACCACAAUCAGGAGCUGACUCCCUGUAGGAGGACCCUGUCAGUGAACCACCUGACCAGCGAGAGAGAUGUCUUGCCUCCCUUACUGAAGACUGAGAGUAUCUAUCUGAAUGGUUUGACACCACACUGUGCUGGCGAAGAGAUCGCUGUGAUUGAGAACAUUAAAUAGCCCUCUCUUUGAAGAGCCUUAGGCGUAGCCAUAGGUGAGGACCUCUAUAUGCUCUUUAUGACUGUUGCUGGUAGCAUUUUAAAAAUUGUGCAUGAGCUCAAAAGGGGGAAAAUAGAUACACCCAUCAUGGUCAUCUACCAUCAAGAGAAUUUGGAAUUCUGAGCCAGCACUGUCUUUUUGAUGAUGCUUGUUGAUGGGUCCACGUUCUUUGACCAAUGGAAUGACAAGCGAUGUCUGAUGCCUUUUUGCGCCCAGACUGUUUUUCUCCCCCCUUCCCUAAUGUGCCAUAGGCCUCAGAUUGAGUUAUAAUUGUUUUUGGUAAUAAUGUAGCUUUGAGGGAUCAGUCCUUAACUUUUCAGGGUCUACCUAACUGAGCCUAGACAUGGACCAUUUAUGGAUGACAACAUUUCUUUUUGUAAAUGGCAAGAAAUUCUUAUGCAGCCUUUUACCUAAGAAAUUUUCUGUCAGUGCCUUAUCUUAUGAAGAAACAGAACCUCUCUAGCUAAUGUGUGGUUUCUCCUUCCCUGCCCCCACCCCUAGGCUCACCUCUGCAGUCUUUUACCCCAGGUCUCCCGUUUGAAUACCAUACCUUGCUGGAAAAGUGUGUAAAAAUGACUGAAGUGAUGAUGCCUGAAGAAGGAAAUAGAUGCCAAAUUAGAUGGACA